AAGAAAGAAAAUUUGUGAACAUCACAGACAAGAUUCGUAAACAAAAAAGGUUUUUAAUUCGUGAAAAGUGUAUUAAACUAUUGUAUGGCAAUAAAAUUAUGUGAGCCAUGCAUAGAAUGGAAUUAAUAUGUGUUACACUUUUAUCUGCAUAAAUUUUUAACUGGCAUCAGCAACAGCGAAAAUCAAAAAAUAGCAACAAAAACUUUUCAAAGAAACUCAAAUGCAAGCACAGUAGCCUAAAAAUAGAAUAGUAGUGGAUAGAGCAACUAAAAAAGCGUGGUGGCGUACAAGCAGUUCAUGUAGCAGGAAAAGUCGUCAAGUGGGUAUUUAGGCAGUUCGUUGGAAAGUUUGAGGGACAGCGUGGCGUGUGUAGUAAGAGUGCGCUCAUCAAUAUUCUGGCAAGGCGUGGAAAUUGACUAGGAAUUGGUGUUAAAAGAGUUGCCCAGUUCAGCAAAACUAGCGGCAGACACAAGCACACAAAGCAGUGGGAACGACAGCAAUUCAUCUAUUUAUCAAUUAUUAAAAAUGGCAGAAGAUGAAAUUUUGUUCGAUGACGUUUACGAACUGUGCGAAGUAAUUGGCAAAGGCCCAUUUUCCAUAGUGCGACGCUGCAUUCACAGAGAGUCAAACCAACAGUUCGCUGUUAAAAUUGUUGAUGUAGCGAAGUUUACAGCGAGUCCCGGCCUGAGCACAGCUGAACAAAAUAUGCUCAUUGCAGACUUGAAGCGCGAAGCGACAAUAUGCCACAUGCUGAAACAUCCGCAUAUAGUCGAGUUGCUGGAGACGUACAGCUCAGAGGGCAUGCUGUACAUGGUGUUCGAAUUCAUGGAAGGCUCCGAUCUGUGUUUUGAAGUGGUGCGUCGGGCUGUGGCUGGCUUUGUGUACAGCGAGGCUGUGGCAUGUCAUUACAUGCGUCAAAUUUUGGAGGCGUUACGUUAUUGCCAUGAAAACGACAUUUUGCAUAGAGAUGUGAGGCCCGCGUGUGCAUUGCUCGCCACCGUUGACAAUUCAGCGCCGGUGAAAUUGGGCGGUUUCGGUUCGGCCAUACAACUGCCGGGCGGCAGAGAGACCAUCGAGACACAUGGUCGUGUUGGUUGUCCGCACUAUAUGGCGCCUGAAGUGGUGACGCGGCGCUUAUAUGGCAAAGGCUGUGAUGUUUGGGGUGCAGGCGUAAUGCUGCACGUAUUGCUGUCCGGUCGUCUACCGUUCCUGGGCUCGGGUAUAAGACUGCAAAAUUCCAUAGCGCGUGGCCGUAUUUCGUUUGAGGCACCAGAAUGGAAAUCCAUUUCUACAACGGCUAAGGAUUUAGUUAUGAAAAUGCUGGCGGCGAAUCCACAUCACAGGCCAUCAAUAACCGAAGUGUUGGAGCAUCCUUGGAUGAGGGAUCGCGAUAAACUGCAACGUCAACAUUUGGCGGACACGGUUGAGGAAUUGAAGCGCUAUAAUGCGCGCCGCAAACUGAAAGGUGCUGUGCAAGCUAUUGCAGGUGGCACGACGUUAGAUCCACUAUUCGGCACAGACACUGACUCAAUGCCCGUGGCGACUGCUUCGGAUAUGCUCAAUGAAUGGGCUGACGAAGAAGCGGGUAUUGAAGCUGUGCAACGCAUAUUAGACUGCCUGGAUGAUAUUUAUGCGCUGCAGGAUACCAACGUCGAUCCCGAAGUGUUGCGUGAAAUGUUGCGCGAUGGUCGGUUACACCAGUUUUUGCAGUUGUUCGACCGAAUUAGUUCGACCGUGAUGUCGCCAUCUCGUGCACCAUCAGGUGAUGCUGUGGCACGUUGUAGAGACGUUGUCGAUUCAGUGUCAUCGGUUGGUGGCAAUAAAUAUUUAAAAGAUGAACUGAUGGCAGUUUUAGCCUCGUCACAUUUCCAGGUGAAUAUGGCAAGAAUCUGCUAUUUCAUAGCAACAAGCAAGAAAGUGCUAAACUCGGUCCGGGCCGUAUUUUAUAUACCCGCAAACAUUUAAAUAAAAUCUAAAUCUAAAAUUUUAAUAAAUCUAAUAUAAAAACAAUGAGAGUUAUAG
This is a messenger RNA of Anastrepha obliqua, 2022 nucleotides long. RefSeq names its product peripheral plasma membrane protein CASK-like. Gene Ontology annotation, cellular component: neuron projection; cytoplasm. NCBI's taxonomy places the organism in Eukaryota, Metazoa, Arthropoda, Insecta, Diptera, Tephritidae. The record is from RefSeq and is a predicted model, not a curated record. The transcript has 12 exons. The coding region runs from base 526 to 1965 and encodes 479 amino acids. Gene Ontology annotation, biological process: protein phosphorylation. Gene Ontology annotation, molecular function: calcium/calmodulin-dependent protein kinase activity; ATP binding; calmodulin binding.